Messenger RNA from Pocillopora meandrina, 43693 nucleotides. The record is from the annotation of a GenBank genome assembly. Lineage: Eukaryota; Metazoa; Cnidaria; Anthozoa; Scleractinia; Pocilloporidae.
UUGAAGAAAGGGUCACAUGGAGUAUUAAUUAGGCAGUGUCAAUUGGAAGGUAAACAUUUAGCAAGAUAUUCCUGCAGGAAUCACAACAUCCAAUGAGCUUAGCAUGUCACAGAUUGAUCAGCACAUCACAGAAGUGGCUGAGACAAUUUUUUUGGGUUCAUAAUGAACAAAGACAUAAAGGUGAGGUAGAUAACCUGCUAAAGUUUACAGAAACACUUGACCUGAAACUCAUGGUGUCAGCAAGUAGUUUUCCUAACCACUCCUCUAUACUGUUGAGGCCAUAUCUACACAUACAUGUCUAAAGAUGUUUGUAAACAUAUAUGCAUGGUGUAUUUAUCAAAGCCCUCAAUAUAUAUAUGGCUAAUGCCAAAAAAAACAUAUUUGUGAUGAAUGAAAACUCCAAUCAACUUAGCCCUUUACGCUCUCUACAGAAUUGGUACUAUAAUACUGAUGAAGGGAAUUUGUGCAACAAUCAGGGGCUGCUAAAAUUGAUGAUCAUUUACUAUAUUCUCAUGACCUUUACAUUUGAUUCAAGAGUGAGAAUUAUGGAGAAAUUAGAGGCAAGUCACCCUUUGGGUAUAUAGGGUUAACAUAUCAAUUGAAGGGUACAUUUAAUCUGAAUUGACCCCUCCCAUGCUUUGAACACUCAAAAACCCUCUAUCCAUAGUGUAUAAGCCAUUAAUUCUUGUCUCAUUGGUCGCAAAGCAUGCAUAUGAGUUGAGCUAUCAAAUGUAUUGUGUAGCAGGGAUUAAACUAACUAAAUAAACCUUUCUUAAGAAAUCCUUUUCAUUUCAAGCUGAAAGUACUAGUAAAUAAUUAGUAAAUGAAAUAAUUUUGUUAAGUAUCUCAUUUUCAGGCCUGUAUUCACAUCCAAGUAUAGACUGAGAUAUCAUCCUGAAAAUAAUCACUAUGUGUGCUUUUUCUUUCUUUUCUUUAAUUUACAACUUUUCUUGCUAACUAUAGGCUGUGUGUCCCAGUUUUCCUCAUUUGCCUAUGUCUGGGGAGCUGGGGAUGGAGGUCAGUUGGGGACUGGUACCCAGAAGCACAGUCCAGUGCCAAUCAGGCUUCCUCUUUCAGCUGAGGUAGCUUUUUAUUAAAACUGAUUCAUUUUUUUACUUAAUAUUUAAUUGUAAAUAUAUUUUUUAAAGCUCAUAUUACCAUGUUUGUGCAGGUCUCUCACAUUGGUUGUGGUUAUGGAUUCACAGUAGCAGUUGAAGUAGGAAUUCCCAGGCUGUGGACCACUGGUUUAAACACAUUUUCACAGCUUGGAAGACCACAGACAUGCAGUGAUUUGGAAAGUAUGAUGUGUAUUACACUUCUUUCAUUGUUUGAUCAGGUUGAGCUGCUUUAUGGGGCUUAACAUUGGCUCAAACAUGUUAAUCACAGCUUAAUAGAGACAUAGGAAAGAAAGUGAUUAUUUUUAUCACAUAAUAGUAAAGAGCACUAAAUAAGAACUAUUUUUAAAUGUGUACAAGUUGUAUGUGCUUCCAGGCAGAAUUGGAAUUUAGUGUAACAUUAUCUAUUGGAGUUCAAUAUUAUAGACUUAACUUACAACAAGCACAACUCAUGGAUGACAACAUGUCCAGGAAUCAUACUGAGAUAACAGUUGCAGAAGACGAGUGCCCUCAUCACACUGACUGUGCUUCUCAAGAUUCUUGAUUUAACUUGAGAAAUGUGUUAGAACAUGAUGUUUUGUGUUCAAUCUCUUGUGCAGUUGAGUCUGUUCCAAGGUCUGUUGGUCUCCAUAGAAAUAGACCUUUAUCAAUGCAAGUCCAGCAGAUUUCUUGUGGAAGAUCACAUUCAGCCAUAUUAUUAGACAACGGAGAAGGUAAUUUUGUUAUGUUACUGGGAAAGCAAUAAAAUAAACUAUACAAGUUGCUUACAACAAUUUAUUCGUAGGAUUGUUAGUGGGAACAUUUUAAAUAAAAAAAUUAAAGAUUGCACAACUCAUACAUUGACUGGAUGACAAUGACUGUUAUGGACUACAUGUAAAAGAGUCAUUUUUGGUAUCAGGGGGAAGCUUGUCAUGUUUAUUGAUGUGUGAGUUUUCUGAGAUCAAAUUGAUGACUUUUCAUGGAUAAUGUCAGAGUUCGUGGCUUCAUUCCAAAAGAACUAACAGAAAGUCUGGAGGUCAUGGAAUUAGGUAAUGAAAGAUUUGGGUGUACUGUGAUUUAAGUUUAUAACAAUCAUUGUCUGUUAAUGUUGUUAUGCAGUCUGGACCUGGGGUGGAAAUUUCCAUGGACAGUGUGCAACUGGAAGCAAAGAAGCAAGAUCUAUUGAAAAGAUUACCAAGAUACCUAAUAUUACAAGUAAGAUCAAACAGGUGAGUUUGGAUUGGAAUUCUAUCUGUUGAUUUGCAUGAUGAAUUGUAUAUGUCAUAUUUUUUCAAUUUUGUUUCUUCAGAUAGCAUGUGGCUUGGACCACACCCUUCUGUUAUCAACUGACGGCACAGUGAUGUCCUGUGGGUGGGGCGCUGAUGGGCAAACUGGUACAGUCUACAAUUCUACUAUCAAUGCUUUAUUUCAUUGCUCCAAUGUAAAACAUGUGCAAGUAUAACUCAUGAAUGCUCAAACAUGUUCAGUAAGCCUUGUUUUUUGUGUGCUGGUCUGAUCUAUGGAUGAAGAUCAAUGUGUGUUGUUCUUGAUCAAGAGUGAAGCUUUAAUGUCAGAAAUUAUUUGAAUGCAGCUUGUUAACUUGCAGUAAAAACAUGCUAGCAUCUAAGCCAACACAUUUCUCCCAACUCAUUGACUCUCUAUGCGAUUAAGUAUCAUGGUUAUAACACUACACCAUCAAUUCUUUCAAAACUGUCUUUAGAAUUAUGGUUUACCAACUAAAACAGACUAUUCACAAUAGAUUUCAACCAGUACUGCACCAUAUCAUCUGCUAAUAAUAGCUUGGACCAAACAAAAUGACCAAAGUUCACAGAUAGAUUGAAUGCAACAAUCUUAACUGACCCAUGGUGUGGGCAACUUGAUAAAACCAGUCGACAAAAUCAAAUGACCUUAAUUCUUACAGUCACUGGCAUGACAGCAAAAGCAACCAACUAAGUAUCAAAAGCCAGACUUAAAACUCUACAACAACAAUCAGCUCCUACCUUGACUCUGAUGAUCAUCAUCACACCUGAGCAAUCAGAUUAAACAAUCAAAUUGGGUCAUCUUUCCUUGAUUUUUAAUUUCCAAAGGCUUGAAUCAUUUUGAAGAUGAGGCAACAUGUAAGAUCAUCGAGGGAGAACUGAAAGAUGUGAGGAUAAAACAAAUUGCAACUUCAGGAGAUUGCUGCUUGGCACUCUCAGGUAAUGGGUUUUUGAGCAAUUGAAUUAUUUUUUUAUUCUCCUAACUGGUACCUACUUAUUUCGUCGUCAGCUAGUCUGGAGAAUUCAGCGCUUUAUCAAAACAAUACGCUCAGUUACACAGUGCAGUUAUGGCUAUGCACUGAAAUUCUUUUAUUUUACAGAUGAAGGUGAAGUGUUUUCUUGGGGAAACAAUGAAUAUGGACAGCUUGCUGUUGAUAGGGAAGAUGAACAAGUAUGUCUGCAACACAUAUUCUGAUAGGUUUAUAACAUUUACCAAUUAAAACAAACAAUUAUUUAACCAAAUGAACAAAGGGGGUAAGUUUCUAAAGAAACUGUGAUGCAGCGUCGGUGGGAGAGUAGAACAGGGUAAUUUCGUAUUAUCAACCGAGUUGAUAACGUUCAUUGGCCACCGUAAAGAGUUUAAAACCUGACGUUUUGAGCGUUGGCCCCAAUCGCCCUGACGAAGGGCUAGCGCUCGAAACAUCAGCUUUUAAACUCUUUACGGUGGCCAAUUUACGUUAUCAAAUCAGUUGAUAAUACCAAAUUACCUAACUAUUUAGUAAGUGUAGGCUGAAGAAAUCCAGUGCACUUGUCUCUUAUGAACCUGAUAAUAGCCGCAGCUUACCGGCGAGUUCUCUUUAACUCAAUGGUAGAGCAUCUCAGCUCGAAAUCGUUAGUUGUGGAGUGGAUUUCGACUCCUUGCGUGCGCCUCAGUGUUCCCUUAAACACACGCCUGUGUCAAAACGAACAAUUUCUCAGUAUUUUUGACAGGAAACGCGUCUCUACGAUUCUCGUGCUUGUGUUAGCUCAGAUGCUGUACAUUAAUGUAUAGUUCUAUCUUCCCGUGGCUGUAACUGUAUGUUUGAUCUGCGUUCUUAUUUUUGAUGAUGUUGUUUCUCUAUAAUUUCCAUUCAUUCACUUGUAAUUUCUGUUGUUGUCUCUUUAUUUGUUGUCGCUAAGUUUGCAGUCCCCAUGAGAGCAACUCUGCUGAGAAAUCUUCCUCAGGUUCAACAAGUUGCCGCUGGAGGUUCAUUUUGUGUAGCUCUCACUGGUAAGUAAAUCACAUUACAGCACGUUUUCAAACAGAAAAAAAUCCACCGUCACAACAAGGAUAAUAUUCUACUAAAAAGUGGUUGCCGAAUUUAAGAUUUAUCAAAACACAGCAGCAUAUUAACUGUGAGUCAGUAAGAACCCUCGUUCUCCCUGAUAAACGAGAAAGAAAAGGGAAACUCGGAGGGUAUACUUCAAAUUGCCAAAUCAUAGUAGUUACCGAACCCGUACUCAGUUAUACAACUGUAUAUUCUUGUAACCAACCAAUCAACAUUUCUACCAGCUUCAUGACAGUCUUUCUCGAAACUUUUUAUUAGUUUCUCGAUGAUUCAAUCUAUGGAACCUCGCCCUCACUGCGAUUUUUGUCAUCUUUCUCUUUUCCCUCCACCAAUUAGUCACUGGGGAACUUUACAGUUGGGGAUAUGGGGUUCUCGGACAUGGUAAAGAAGUUUCCUUUUCAAAGAGGCCAAGAAAAAUCGAGGAGUUCUCCAGCAUAGAUGACGCUGUUUCAACCUUAAUUUGUGGCCCUGACAGUUGCGCUGUGGUAACAGGUUUGUAUUAGAAAAACAUUUGUGAUCACGCACCUCGGUCUCUGGUGCACUGCUGCCUCACCUGGAAUGCCACAGUGUGAUUUAUUAUAGAUACUCCCUCCCCCUGCAAAUCAUUCACCCAGCAUGUAUUGGUACUCCUGGGUGGAGAGGAGCGCCGUUGGAGUUUGAUGUCCUGACCCCCUUCCCCCCCCUAAAAAAAAAAAAAGACGUUAGGCAUCUGAACCUCUUCCUCUAAGGUCCAACGUGCUAACCACGAGAUCAUCACUGUGCAAUUUCUUUUCACGCCCACGCAAAUGGACGCAUUCCCUCUAGAAAACGGAAAUGCAUUUUCUAGGUUGCUAGAUAGACAUCCUCAUUUUAGUAUAACCAUAGGUCGAAUUUGUUUGAUAUUUAUUCGAAAUCAUGGCUUUGCUGCGGAGACUACCCAGUUUCGUUUGCUUCUAGAGUUGGUGUAAACAGUUUGUUUUAUGUCACACCUUCCUUUGUAAUUUCAAAUAUAUCCAUAUUUCCCAAUUCACUACUCCACAGUUACAGUUGUUUAAUUCCGAAACAUUGACGCACUAGGAGCCCCUAGGAAGCAGUCAGAUGAACGACAUUAGACAAAACCGGGACUUAAGUUGAUGAAUUUUUCGUGAGUCACAAUUCUUUUUGUUCUCAGAAUCAGGAAACUUGUACACCUGGGGUAGAGGGUCAUUUGGGAGACUGGGUCUUGGCUCCACACUCGAUCAAUGGACGCCUAAAAGGGUGAGUAGCACUUAGUAAGCAUUAGUGACCUGGCCUUGCAAGUUGAGUCUUAAAGUAAACCGAACGGUGUUACGAACGGACAGACGGGCCGACGGACUCAUCAUUCGACGAAUUUUUUCGAGUUUCUUUGGCCUGUUAAACUUCUUGAUCGAGAUUUAGAUGAAACCCUCUUUUAUUUCUGGCUUUUCAGGUCGAAGUACCAGGCAAAGUAAAGGAAGUGACGUGUGGCUUGGAUCACAUGGCAGUCAUAGUGGCACGUAACUAGUGCAACUUUGUCACGUGAAGAGCGUACGUGGUUUCGAAAAAGAAGACUAGUCGUGGGAGUGACUUCGCGCUGGAACAUUGGCACAAAAAUGUUUUCAUGAAUUGAACCAAGCUGUUUCGCUGCCAGUGAAGCAAGGGAAACGUAGCGGCGGAUGUUUGAAAUAUUUAAUGGAAAUAUUAAAAGUCAGGGAAGAUUUUCCAGAGAUCAUCACUUGCAUGAGAUUUGUAUUCUCAUUUAAAUUAUUACAAUUUUCUCUUUGCUUAAUAGAAGCUUUCUAAGACGUGUUUAAGAAAGUCUAAGAGGAGUCCUCACUAUUUCGCAAUUGUUCUUACGUGGAAAACCUACACAGACCUUAACCCUUUAACUCCCAAGAUCUCAUUAGUAAUUCUCCUUAAUGUCUGUCAUACAAUUCUUAUGAUGUCAACUUGGAGAAUUUGGUAUUUGAUCAACUAAUAAUCCCCGAAUUGAUAUCUUUCUUUAUUCUCGUCACUUCUAUGCUCGAUAUUGUAUUGAUAUUGUAAGGAGAAAUUCUCUCUUGGUCACUCAUGGGAGGUAAAAGGUUAAGGGCCUUCUCUGAGAUGCUGUUAAAAAGUUAUGCGUGAAUAGUUCUGUUGCAUUCGGCAAGAAGAGGAGAGAGGAAUUAGAUAUUAUUUUUAAAUUCUCUCCACUCAAAAAUAAACAAAAGAACAAAACAAAAACAAUCACUUAUGAUUACAGUUUGGUAAUAUUCUAGCAAUAAAGAAUAAUGUCCGAACAUUAAAGACGCUACCUUAAAAUCCGUUUAGUUUCAAAAUGCAGAGAAAUAAAGAUUGAAGUGUUAUUAAUCAUAAAAACGUGAGAAUUGAAUUCCAGACUAUGAGUUCUUUCCUACAGCGGGUAUUUUUUAUUCUCCAGAAGAGUUUGUGCCUAUGUACUGCGAGCUGUCAGUUAUGCUUCUCUGUGUAGCUGUACUCGGACCUGGUGGAAGUGCACUGAAAGUGAACGAGAACAAGACUUAGGGAAUUCUCGAUAAGUGUCGAACGUUCAAUGAGAGAAACUUCGGAGUUCUACUAAACCCCAAUUGCGAAGUGAUUCACCACCCUCCAUUGACUUGGGCACUCAUGUUAUCCCCCAUUUCCAAUGAGGUACAGUAGAUACACCUUUUAUCUUUUUAUCUUUUUAUCUUUUACAUCUGAUCAGUUGAUCGUUUCCUCGCCUUAGGUCUCAUGAAACUAUUGGAAACUUCCUCGUCACAGGGUAAGAGUGAAGCAGCAAUUGGAUAUGACUUAUUUGCCCAGUUUUUUUUUGUCCUAACCAAGGACAUCUCGCUUAGAUUAUAAAGAUUUCACGGUUCUCGGCCCCCGAAGAUUGAGUGUGUUUCAGAGCUGCGCAACCAAGAAACCUUUAAAAUAUUGCUGACCCCUUAACCGUCAAAUGUCACUCUAAGCAGGUAACAGACAGUACAAACCCUGGGCUAGUUGAUGGUUUCUGAAUGGAAAAGGAAGCCUGGUCUCCGACUGCGCAGCAUUCAGUGGUUAUGUUUACGUCUUGGAUGUUUUGUACUUGAUGAACGUGUUGAUGAUGCUCUGAAAGAAUUGCGAGGAACAGAAAAAGAGAAAAGCUGAGAAGUCGUAUAACGCAAGAGGGGAGUCUUCCUAAAGGGGGUUAGUCUUUUCAUCAAUUCCUAUCUAUAAAAUUGCGAUGGAAUCUUACAUAUGAUAAAAGAACUCCUGAGGAGACAUUUGGCCUCCUUAAAACGGAAAAUCCAUAGACUUCACCCCUUGGGGUAUGUCACAAUGAUUCUGCAGCAUUGAAACCCCAGGAAAGUUAAAACUAUGUUUCCACUGCUACAUUACCUAUUUUAAUUUGCAAAGGAACUUGUAUCUGCGACCGCUGUUCAGCUGAAAACUGCACGAUAUUAUGUUCAGUAAAUGAUGCAAGAGCCGCUUGUCCAUCUAUCAAAACACCCAUUCCUGGAGAAAAAUUAAAGAACAUAAUUAUCACGAGGACAGCAACAGAAAUUAUGCUCUGAGGUCAGGUCGCAUCGCAAAGACACCCAAGGAAUGCUAAGUUGCUUCAUUCAAUUCACAGAAUCACUCGAUCGUGGAAUUAAAGGGGGUGACAUGCACUCCUGAUAAGUGUUUGUAGAACUUAAAAAAAAAAUUUCUGAGCUACGAGGAAUACUUACCACAAGUGCUGUCGGUAUUCAAGGGAGCAUCAGUGAAAAAGUCUUGACUUUCAAGACAAAGUGCCGCGGAUUUCCAUUUGUAAACCAAGCGAAGAUAAACACUCGUUUUUGGAGGUUCUGUAGCAGGGGUGCUCAUCGUGAGUUUGCAAGGGACAACCUCUGACCCUUUCCAAUCCACUUCAUCCUUUAGUUCUUGUUUGAGCGCAGCGAGCAACCCUGAUAGGAUCUUCUCCACUGUAGAAGAAAGAAUCACUCUAAUGUUGGAGGAGUUCUGAUCCUUCAGCUUCCUCACGCGAACAGUAGCUAUAGAACUAAAUGAAGUACAGCAUUGGUCGAACGUUUCCUCCACAGAUGCCGGAAGUAUGAUAAUUGACUUGAAUGCGCCGGUACCUAUUUUGAGAACUCUUCCUUCAACAUUGAUGGUUGCGACUGCAUUGAGCAGCAGAUCUUGUCCCGUUUCUUUUUCAACGAAGAAUUCCUGAUAGUACGUGUCACUUUCCUUUAUGUACGUUAGGCUUCCCCUUCGGUACUGUACAGAUGAAUCGUUCGAGUCACUCAGCUCGAAUGUCACCAUUCUGGCUGGAUCAAAUCUCGCAAAUUGUAUUAGACUAGCCGAGAGGUCAAAAAAAUCACGCAUAAUCGCCUCGUCGACUUCUAUUUCAUCGGACAUUAUAUCUCUUAUGCAAACCGAGAGCAAUUCCAACCGUUUGUGCAACCGAAUUUCCUCUGCACAUUCUAAGAAAAAUGACUGUAAUAAGUCCAGCAUGGGUAGAAUCGCUAGACUUUGGCCCAACUUUCGAAUCCGUUCAGGUGGGUUGUUGCUGUUACAGUUUAUCUCGCAAAGCUUUUCCACAAUCUUGCAGACAUGACAAACAAGCUUUCUGAUUUUGUUAUUUUCUUGAGAUUCUCGAACGUUGGACUCCAUUGGCUCCAGAGUUUUCUCGUCUAUUCCUCUUAGACCAUUUAGUGCAGGAGGAAUUAUAUUCACGCAAAAUAUGGCUUUCACGUCUUGAAUGAGAUCAGGAACAAUCUCAGUAAACAUUUUCACGACUGAUUCAUCAUUCAAUGAGAUCAAUCGUUGGUACUUUAUAGCUGUUCUUUUGGUAAUCUUUUGUCGAAGUUCAAGGUGCUUUGCACAGUUAUCGGAUGACGAUGCUCUAUCGAUGUCUUUACUUGAAUUCUCUACUUGAAUGCAACAAUCUCUCACCAUUGCUUUGCAAAGAGUUUGGAUUUUUCCGAUGAAAAACUUCAUCAAACUAGCAUCGUGGACUUGUAAUUCCGCGAUCUUCGCUGCAAGCUCUCUCAAGUUUCUAAUGUGCAUUUGACCUCUUUUUGUCACUUUAUAGUCUAGACGAAAUGCAAAUGCCAAAAAAAAAGAUAAAGAUUUAUGUCAAAUUGAGAUGAUGGAUGAGAAGCCUCAAGAACUGAAGCUUAAUAUGGGGAUUUAUGGAAUUUUUAUGUUGUUUAGAAGAGGUUGUUUAGCUAUCACUGAGCUAAUGCUCAACGGACCUUGAACCUUUUGUGACAAACUCAUGGCUUGUUUUUGUUCCAUUUAUUUUACUAAUUUUGCUUUAGAUUUUCCCCCUGUAAUGACCAGGUGAACUCUGUCAUUUUGAAGAAUUCGCAAAGCUGGCAAAUCAAUUUUAAGAGUAUGAUGCAGAGAACACGACGGUGACGUUCCAUGCGUGAUCAAGUGCAUGGCUCUUGAAGUAUUUUACUUAUUAUUUGAACGCACAUGGGAAGAAUGUUUAAAGUCCCUUAACUUACCUUCCUCCUUUAAAUCCGAUAGAAGUGUUUUCAAAUUAGCCAUAGCAUUAGCUGACUCAGUCCCAAUCCAGGGUUGUAAGAGUAUCUCUAAUUGGACGUCCUCAUCUUCCCAAUGCUGGACGACGUCCUUAGAAACAACAUCGGCGUCGGGAAUCUGAAGCUUUUGGGCUAGAACGGGAAUAAGGUUGAAAAUUUCUUCCUCAACCCCCAACAACCGUUUGACAUAGCCAAGUAGAUCUGUAAACAGGUGUAGACGUAAAACAAGUUCAAUUAACACAUCAACUCCGAUAUUUUGCUUUUUCUUUUCGUGGCUUACGAGGCUUUCACUCUCACAGCGUCUGAGUUUGCUUUCCAUAGAUUGAUCUCUUUUUGGCUCAAAUCCAAGGUCAAGCUUUGCAACUCCUAUUCGAAGAUGCAAAACCUACCCUUGGAGUCGCGAAAGCACGGGACUUGGAAUUGUAACGAGAGGGUUUCAGAUCACUGUGAAUCUACAGAAUCAGUCGCGCACCUGACAAGAGCCAUUUACCGGGAGAGGUAUCAGUAUGAAAGGUGGCAAUGUCUUUAAUUUAAGAAGUAUGUUAUACACGCCUUGGGUUCGAAAGAAUGACCACUCUAUCCAGCCAUCAUCCGAUGGAAAAUUUUCUUAACGUUAAUCCGCUAAAGGGCAGUUUAUCUGGCUAUUAUAUUUGAAAUACCGAAGACUUACGACUUCUCAAAAACCAAAACAUUGUUGAGAUUGAAGAAAGAAGCAGGGGAUCGAAAGAGGGCUGAUCAUAUUGAUAUAAUUUCGUUACCCUAAUUACCAUCAUUUUAUCAUGUACACCAACCUUCUUCGGUGAACUGGCACUCCUUGAAGUGCCCAUAUUGACCUUGUACUUUUAUUCUUCCGGAUAAUAUCCCGUGAUCAUUGAUUGCCCGCAGUGGGAAUUUGAUUUUUUCUCCAGUACUCCACCAGACAGGAGUUUCUACAGUAACACAUGCCGUCUGCUUGCCACGCACCUGGUAGUCUUCCGCGAGAUCAACAGAGAUUUGAAGUUGUUCACAGUUAUAUAUACUCUUCUCGGAAUGCUCGCCACUGGAACGCGCGCUCAGCAGUUGGUAUCCGUCAUUUUUCAGUUGCACGAAGGCAGAGGAUUCGUGUUCUUUGUAGCAUGGUUCGUGGAAGAUGUCUUCACUCAUGAAUGCUAAAGCAAGCUCUGUGGGACUCUUUCUGAAGAAAGCUGAUACUGAGUACUUAAAUGGCAUCAGAUUGAGUCGUGACACAAUCUCUUUGGCACUCAUCCGAGUCAAUGUCAGCAGGUAAGCAAUUUUGGAGAAUCGGUCGAGGUUAGUGACCACUGCAUCUUCUGGAACAUUUAUAGUGGUAUUUUGGGUAAUGUCCCGCCAGGAAAUCGUUCCAUCCUUGGCCUCGGUCCCAUGUAACACCAGAACAUCAUGAAAAUUAGAACCUCUUUGACUGAUCUUAACCUUAGAUGUUAGUGUUAUUGGCUUCUUAAACAAAUGGCCGUUCGGCAAGAGAUUGAUUACUGGUGCGCCAAAUAUGAUGUCAUUUUCAAGCCCUCUUUGCACCACUAAGCCAUAGUACCUUUCAGGGUCCUCCAAAGUUAUCUUCACCGACACUGGAUUGUCAACAGCUCCGGACGGGCAUAAGAGCUGUACAUCAUUUGCUGUGACUUUGCCACCUUUGCUGGUGAUGAUCCCAGAUCCUCUUUUACUAUUUUCCCUUCCUUGAAUAUCCUUAGGGUUGUUUGGAAAAUCACCCUGUGACGUGGAGAGGUCUAAAUCCGUAUAAAAAUAAAUUAAGUUUUAUAUUGCGUAGAAAAGCGUGUUUCGUCGUUUAAUCAGUUAUUCCAAUAUAAAACACGCUAAAACAGAUAAAUUAGUCUUUAAGAAAUCAAAGUUUGAAUUUUUUUAACGAGUGGCUGGUCUCGCUUAUCUUGUUGAAAGUCACUAAGAGAUUCCCUUCAGGACUCCCCAUUUAUUAUUAAUUAUAAUAAUUAUUUAUUUAGACAUUUAAUAACUUUCCUCGUCGGGAUCACACUACCGGAUUGCAGAACGUACAAAGAGUAAAUUGAUCGAUCGAAAAGAAAUUUUGGGCAACCCUCACCUUUUUCCUUGAGCAAAUCACUCGCAGUAUGCACAGCUGUUUCUUCCUCUUUCUAAAAAAAUUACAAAAAUCAUUGAUUCAAUUACCAAAGUAAACGUGGUAAAAAAACAAGAAAGCAGACACACUUGGACUACGACCUUUAUGAACGCGUAAGGAAAUUAUUAGUUACUAUCAUGGAUUAAGAUUCUCCUUAGUUUAUCCAUUUUCAUAGGAAAUUAGACCUGUAUCUAAAUAACCGGGAAUGAAAGAAUGGGAACGAAGAGUACGAUUCUCUUCAACAAAAGUGGCCAUGUUUAGUAUAAAUUGUCACUUUUACUGCUGAAAUAUCUCAAAUAUUUCUAGUCUUUUUUUUGUGUGUAACAGUCGCAGUAGCAAAGUGAACUAAGAUACUUACCUGUUUCGCAGGUAACUGGCGGUCAGCGGAUGAUUCUUCCACAGUGCUUACAGCCGUGUGCUUGCUUUCAGUGUACCUAAAAUAUACGUUUGGAAUGCGGGGAUUAAACCGUUUGAAAUAUAUGUAAUCGUAGCGAUAGAUGCAAGCUGAGGCCCAUUGCAGCAAGACAUUAAGUUAACUAAAAACUCUUGUAUUCUAACUGAGAUACAGUUGUCUUUUACCCUUUAACUCCCAUGGGCGACCAGGACAGAAUUUCUCCUUGCUACAUCAAUACAGUAUCAAACAGACAAGUGAUGAGAACAAAGAAAAAUAUCAGUCGGGGAAUUAUUAUUUGAUUCAGUACCAAAUUCUCAGAACUAACAUCAUAAGAACUGCAUGCCAGAGAGUAAGGAGAAUUGCUAAUGAGAUCUUAGCAUUUUUAAAAGAUGAGCCAAGGUUGAACUUACGUUUUCUCUCUCUUUUUCUGGAACACAAUACUUGUGUUUUCUCCCCGAAUUGAAUGCUCUUCUUCUCUAGCAGACUUUUCAGGAAUUGCUGCAGGGUGGUCAACACCAUAUGAGAUGCUACUCGGCUUCGACGCCGAUCCUUUAAGUCAAAUAUAAGUUGUUAAUGUUCAUUCGGUCCAAAAGAAGAUUCAACCCAAUCUUUUACAUCCACCAGCUAAUCCAAUGGAAAACUGUGCUUUCAUUGACGUACCUGGAACAAUCUUCAACUGCAUAGACGGUUGAGAAUUUUUCCCUUUCUCGCAUUCCUGCAAUGGUGAAUUUAAAAACAAAUUCGUGUCAACAUUAAUUUUGAUAGAGGUCAAACACAAGGCUCAGAUUGGUGCAAGCAUUUGACCAUCAGAUCAAGGUGAUAUCUUGUGCACGCUCAUUUCUUAUUCACAAUAAGACCAGCUGCGAACUUGGAAACUUUAAGCCGCCAAUCAUAAAGGUCACACUACACCUAAAACCACAUGGAAAUGGAGGAGUCGUGCACACAAUUACCAGAUUACACUCCUGUCUUAUUAGAGAGUCAGUUGCUUAAGGAAUCCUACUGUACUUUUUAAAAGUAGUACGUGAAUAACUAGUUUUGAUAUCUUUGGAAGACGUAUCCGUUAAUGGCUUACAUGCAUCUUUGUUCACUUCCUAAAUACAUAAGACUCCUCAUUCCUAACCUCGUAUAGUUUCUGGUAUUUCUCACUCUUUCCUUCAUCACCCAGUUGUGUGGCUAAGCCUUGAAGAGUACAAAGAAUGUCUUUUUGGUCCUGAGCAGACAUGACAGUUCUCUCUUCCCAUUGCUUUUCAAAGAAUUCAAAUUUCUCGCCUUGGAAUUUCUUGUGAAGUUCCUUCUCACGAAGUACUUUACUUAAGUACAAAAUAAUUUGCAAGAUUUCUUCACGCUGGUUUCGAGGGAGUUGCUGCAGAUCUGGCGAAUUCCAAGCCAUUACAUAAAACUCCAGAGCCUCCUUCGUGUAUUUGCUUAUCAUUUUUUGGUCUUCAGACCCAUUGAGCCGCUCGAUGAUCUGAUCGAUGAUGCUCUUCUUAGCGUAGGAAAAUUCUUUGUCUUCUUGCCACAGCCUUUCAUAAAAUUCCAAGGCCUCUUUCUGGAACUCGUUUAGCCUGCCGUUCUCAAGGACUUUCUCGUAGCUCUGUACAAUGCGAUCUCUCACUGCACUGUGGUUUCCCAUCUCCAAGGAUUUCUCAAUUCUCCAUGCCUCUUCUAAGAAUUCUUCAGCUUCGCCCAAUUGGUCUAAAUUUCUGCAGAUCUGUCCUACCUGAAAUGCACUCCUCGCCGUGUCGGGAUGGUCACCUAAUAUGUCUCGUCUUAUCUCUAAUGCAUCCAUUGCUGACUUGUAAGCUUUCUCAAAUUCAUUUUUCCAUGCGUAAGCGUUGGCGAUGUUUCUGUGAUAAAGUGCCAAGCGCAAGAUUCCCGAGCGUUUUAGUUGCUUGGAAAGUUUCAGAGCUUCUUCGUAACACGUGAUGGCCUUGUCAUAUUCUUUUUGCAUUUCGUAAACCGUACCUCUCUGGCCGAUAAAAAAUGGCAAAUCCAGAUGGUUAUUUGAAGCUGAAAGAGCUUUUCUCAUUUCAUAAGCCCUUGUGUAAAAUUUCAUCGCAUCGUGAAAGUUUCGAAGCUCAUUGUAGCAGUUUCCAAUCGCAUUUAAACAUUUCGUGGUACUUGUGUGGUUUCCGACGAGGUCUUCCAUCAAAUCAAGUGAAAAACGCAAACUUCUGAGCGCUUCCUGUACACUUCCUUUUUUGUAAGAAAUCUCGCCUUUGACGUACAGGUAAGUAGCAAAAGCAAAUUUGUAAGGAUCUUGGUUCUUUAUCUCCUUAUCUACUUUCAGAGAGGACUCCUCUGCGAGUUUCAAGAUUUCAGUUGCCCUCUUCCAUCCAUAGAUUUCAAGAGCUUGCAUUGCCUCGUGGGAUCUCACUUCCAUGCGAAAGAUGGAACCUGGAAAGUGCAAUUAAUAAAAAUCAGCCUCUUAAAAAAAUUUCUCUCUACAACCAACAGUAACUAGUUCUUUCUUCGGACAUCUCAUCUGUGAAAAUACAGCAAUCAAACUAGUAUCCCAAAUGUAGGAGGCUAAUAAAACUUGCUGCAAGGAAUACUUCCAUUGCACACUCAUGCCCUACAUCUGGGAAAAGCUAUACCCAGGUCAAGUCUUUACAGUUCUAAGUAAUCAAGAAGUAAUCAUUGCUCACACUAGAUUAUUCUGUUAGCUAUCGUGCCAGUCAAGUGCAAGAGAAUUAAUAGCAUAUGAGGCAAAAAUGGAAGUAGAUAUUAAUCAAACAAAAAAUUCUUCCCACCUUCUCUUCCGUCCUCUUCCGUUGCUUCUGUCCACGAUUUAAAAAUCUUCCUUCUCUGUUUGUUUUCAAGCAUUGCUUCAAAAAGGUAGUAGAUCAUGGCCCUCUCAUGAUGUUCUUUCAAACCAUGAAAAUUGUCCGCUUUGAAGGGGAGGUUUAGAGCAAACUCAAAAUUAAGCUUGUCAUGGUCAAAAUACUCGAAUGCACUUACGUAGUCUUUAUCCAGCAAUGCCGCGAUAGAGAUCAUUUUUGAAAAGUAAAGCUCGCGGAACCUAUCUUUGGCUGCGUCGUAGGCUUUUCUGAAUACUGGACUACCGGUAUUUCCAAUACUUCUCAGGAAGCUACGCAUCAAGGGAUGAAUAUCAUAAAGGAGCUCCUUUACAUCAGGAUCCACUGAUAACACCUCGCUACUUCUCAAACCUUCUAGUACAAUGACUGCUUCAGAAGACUCUACACCAAGGACAGAAGCAGCGGCUUCCUCAGAGAAUGGAUAGCAAAACAGCGAUAAUGCCACGGCGGAUGAUCUAAGGUUGAUGGUUGGAAGGAAAAAGAACAUCUUUCUUAGACAAGAGAGCUUUCCUUCACCAAUCUCCUUACUGAGACUUUGCCACGCUUCUCUUUCCUGCUGAUUCUGUACUGGUGAGAGGAAAGUUUCACCUUCGUCAGUCUCCGAUGUCGUCAGUUCGUCUUCAACCAUUCUAAGAAACUUCUCACCAGCUGCUAUCUUUUGCCGAAGAGUGGCCGCCAUGCCAUUUAGAAGAAGUGGGUACCCUUUACACAUGUCCACAAUUUUCUCAAUUUUUCCCAUCUGUAAGACAGAUAAUUCUCCUGCCUUUUGAAGAAUCAACUCUUGCGAGAACCCUUUCUCUAAAGCUUUCACUUCAUAGCAGUCGCUUUCGCAGGGGGUAAGCCCUUGGAAACGUGUCCUGGAUAUCAAAGCUACUUUCAAUCUAGCAAUUCCCUCAUCGUCCUUCGCGUUCCUAUCUUUGUCUUUGAUAAGCGUUUGUAGCAGUUUAACCAUCUUAUCGUUCAGGGUCUUCAAAAGAUCGCCAUUUCCACCAGAAAACUGAUCCACAUUGUCCAGGAGUAACAAAACAUCGUCUGGACUUUCCUUCCUCAGUUUUCGAAGUUGGUUGAUGACUGGAUUUUCGUCGUAAGUUAAAACUGUCCUUUUCGUGUCCAGUGCCAUCAUAAUUUGAAAGUAAACGUCUUUCAUCUCCGCAACCUCCCUCAUGUCGACAAAGAUGGACUGUCCUGGCCACCGCAGAGAAAUUUCUUUUCCCAGGGUUGUCUUUCCCACACCACCGGAGCCAUAUAAAUUGACGAUUUCCUUCGCUCCGGUCAGUUUGGCCAUGAUUAAAUUCAAAUCGAGGUCUCUACCUUUUAUUGCUUGUCCUGAUAUCUUUGGCUCACCGCUCUGGAGAUGGUUUUUCUUGAAUUUUUCGAUUCUCUUUGUGAUACCCUCCUUCUUUGAUGAUUUACAAGCGACAAAUCUCUCCAGCAAGGUUAAAUUUUCCUCAGACAAAAUUUUUUGAGUUGCAAACAGUCGGAGAUGGGAAUACAAAUCUUGGUCUGUUUUAGCCUGAGAAUUUACUUCUAGGGUGUUCUUUAUGGAUGCAACAACAUCUUUGAGUUCUUCAGCAGUUAGUGCAUCGGUAACAUCUCGCAAUAGUUCGUCAAAAUGAGGCGAAAUCUCUCCCAAAGUCGCCGAAGGUGCUUGAGGGGUCGGUUCCUGCGACGCCAUCUUUGGCUUCACUAUUGACAUGAUACUGACAUGAGGCUCCACAUAGCAUUAGCUUUAUGUGGGAGAAUAACUAUUUGACCCAAAGAUGACACGAUGAAUUUUAGAAUUUUCGACUCGCGGUAACUGUGAUUCCCUAUUAUCAAAUUUAAAGGCUAUAGAGGUAUGAAUGACAAUAAAUGAAUGGCAUUAGUCGAAAAUGUAUAUCAGGUAACCACAAAAGUCAGUCUUUGGUCGACAAAACCGGUUUUAGGAUAAUGUUGUCACGCGAUUACCGAGGAUGCAGCUGCAGUAUGUAGAUCUCGCGUCGCUUGUGAAAUUCCACAGUCAUUUACUGACGUCAGUGAUUUGAAAAGCUGACUUAGCGGUAGGGUGAUCAUGACAAAACAAAAACAACGACCAAAGAAAGUCAUUGCUAUCGGAUUUCUACCAGUGAUAUUCGUAGAAACAGAUCAAGGUCAUGAAUUUUAAUCAAUUCCCGGAAAGACCAUCAGCAGUUAGGUAAUUCUCGGAAUUGUCCCAUUGUCAGUUUGAGUUAUUCAACGGUGACGUUGUAUUAUCCAAUAAACCAGAUUGCUUAUAUGAAGUAUGUUUUGUAAAAUACCUUAAAUCGUCGAUGGUUAACGAUAUUUAUUUUGUUCUUUGACUUAAUCGCGCUUCCUUAAUCAAGAUAUAUUUAUCAAUGGGUCGAAUUUAUCGACAAGUGGUAAUUGAUAUUAGCGGGAGUAAAUCAAAUCAAGUUACUCAGAAGUCACAAAUGAAAACUGGCGUGCAUCCGAGAAAUCUUUGGUUUGGAUUCGAGUUUUAGCACAAGUUUUAGGUCAGUCCUCUAUUCUUGUAAGCUACUCGUCCGCCCGCUGCCUCCACAAGGCUGGUGUGUGUGUUUGUUUUGUUUUUUGUCAGCGCUGUAGGAUUCUCGAUCUCCUGACGAUUUUAUCUCCUUUUCUUUAUAAACUUGAACGAAAAUCCUUACUCCUUAAUUUUCUGUCAUCUUUUUUUUUCUUUCUUUUUUUUUGUAAUAUUAUAAGACACGAGGAUGGUGCUCUCAGAGGGAGAAAUGAGUGUCCGUCGGGUCCACUUAUGGCUCUAAAGAGAUAAAGUAGGUCAGCGGAUUUAUUCAUAAUAACAUGCACAGUAGGAUUUAGCAGAAAAAUCAAGAAUCGAGUCGACGAGUUUAGACCAAGUAGUCCUGUUCUUUUGUGUCCUUAAACAUCUUCAAGCCAUGAUCUCAGGACUGAAGAGCAGGUCUCUUCUUUUCUCUAUAAAGGUAAGAAACUAUUCAAAUUUCGCUGAUGUCGCUCAGUUCGCUUUUACAGCUUCUGUGUCCAUUUCUUUUCAGUCAACCGGGUUGGCGAGAAGUGCCUUACGAUCGUCCGGUUGUAGGGCUUUUCAUUUUAAAAUUGAAGGAAGACGAUCACAAGAUGGUACGGCGAAGGGACAGGUUUGAAAGAAACUAUUCUUUUUUGGGAAUUAUUUCGUAAACUUAAGAAUUUAUCGAGCGAUGACAAUGGCAAAGGCAGUCUUACAUGAUUUCGUUAUGUAAUAGGACAUGAUAUUUACGAUGCAGAUUACGUUUCCGUGCGACUUUUCAUGAUGUAACGGCGCAGAGAAAUCACUUUUAUUUAUUGGGUAUAAAUGUAUAUUGGCUAUAUAAUGAAUAUUUAAAUUUGAACAAAUGUGUUGAUUUUUUUCUUUUUGACCGCAUUUUUGACACGAAAACGUUCAAUUCUACUAUGAGAAUUGCGUGACAACAGUUUAGGCUGGCGGUCACGCUCUAUUGUGGGCCCUUAAUUUUCAAUUUCGUUAUAGAACCAAAGAAAAAAUCACAGGUUUCUAUUACACUGGCUAGUAUGUUGAACAUGUUUUUCUUGAGGGUUUUUUAGACAGUAAUUAUGCAAUGUAUGGAAAUACAUGAUCGUAUUGAAUAUCAUAAUAAUCGUUCGUCUUGAGAGUAAAAUUUCCGCACAGCCCCGUACUACAUUAUGCAUUCAGUUCUUGGAUAGAGAAAACAAUGACAAAAACAAUACAUUGCCAUUGGGAAAACAGAUUUGUUUUAGAGCAGUAUGUGGCUGUGCAGAAAUUUUGCCAGUUUAUUUCAAAUGAAGUGUAUUGGCAAACAUGUUUCAGCACACUUAAAAAAAACACAGAAUGAAAUUAACCCCUUAGCUUCUUGAAUUAAUGAACAUGUAGCUCCCCAAACAAUAAUCAUAUGUAAAAUGGAGAAAUGUGUCGAUUUGAGGGAAUUACCUGGAUAGAACAUUAAAUUCUCCCACUUGCUCAUAAGGAUAUCUAACAAACAGAAGUGAGAAUUACCAAUUGGAUUUGAGGAGUUAUAGAGAUAACUUAGGAGAGUGUCAUGGUUGCAGUCUAGUCAUCAUGAUAAUGGCAAAUCAUAUUUUGAAUAUCCAAGUCUACUUGUGUGCUUAAAUUAACUACUAGUGUUCUUCUUAUCUACCUGCAGUUAUCACGGGAAUAUCCUGUGGUAGACCACAGUUAUGACGCUUUAGUUGUUGGUGCUGGAGGUGCUGGUUUACGUGCAGCCUUUGGUCUUGCACAUGAAGGAUUUAAAACUGCUUGUAUCACCAAGCUUUUCCCAACAAGAUCACAUACUGUUGCAGCACAGGUUAACGCUUUUACUUAAUUUAAAAUCAUAUUUUAAAGUAACUUUCAAACUUAAACAGAGUCUAUACAGGGUUUGUUGUCUACCAAUUGUUUGAGUUACAUCCCUCACACAAAUAGAAAUAAAGUGUUAUGCUUGCACUAGUUAUUUUAACAAUAGCCAUCACCUUUUUGCUCAUAAGGUAUGAUUACCUAAUCCUAAGCAAUGCACAAGAAAAGUUUGUAAAAAUUCGUGCCAGGACAUAUGAUUAUCACCCUUUUCCCAUAUUUUUCCUGCAGAUUCCUUGAAGAUUAUUGUGUCAGCAAUAUAUAAUGAAUCAAUGUAAAGUGCAGUCAAUUACUUUAACCCUUAAACUCCCAAAACUGACCAAGACAGAAUUUCUCCUUACAAUACAAAUAUAAUAUCAAGUAGACAAGUGUUGAGAAUAAAGAAUAAUAUCAAGAAAUGGAUUAUAACAUGUUUUCAAUUAAAUUAAAUGUCAUCUACAUGUAUGCAGGAUGUGCCCAAAGAAUUUUGUUUUUAUUUACUAGGGAGGAAUCAAUGCUGCUCUUGGAAACAUGGAACCUGAUGAUUGGCGUUGGCAUAUGUGAGUUUGUUAUCUUUUUAUGGCGAGGAAUGUAAUUAUCGCUGCUUUCUCUGUUUUUAUAAACAUUCUAUUCCGCUACAGGCAUUCUCUUCCAGUUUCCCAAUAUUUAUCUUGUUGGCAUCUAUCUGCUGAGAAAACGUUCAGUGGCUAGUCUGUUUCAAAGUUGCCUUUUUUGCAUUUUUGUUGACACCAAUUUUGCACCUCCAAUUCUGGGAUUCAGCACUAGCUGUGUUAUGCAGUCUUCGUGAAAACAAUGUAUUCAAAUGUUAUUUAUGUUACUGGUUUGUUUGGGGUUUUACGUACAGGUAUGACACAGUGAAAGGGAGUGACUGGCUUGGGGAUCAGGAUGCAAUUCAUUACAUGACAGAGGAAGCACCAAAGUCAGUGAUUGAGGUAUGUGCUUCUCAAAUGAAUGUUGUAAAUUGACCAUUGUAAAGAGUUGACAUUUUGAGCAUUAGCCCUUUGUCAGAGCAAUUGAUGAAGGGCUAAUGCUCGAAACCUUUACGUUAUUAACUUAAUUGAUAAUACUAAAUUACCCUGAAGAUUUUAGAUAUAUGAAAAUUCACAUAUUUGCACUGCGGUGGAAAGAUGAAAUUAAGAGAUCCUCGCAGCUAAGAACACUACUGAAACGAGUAGUUGUAAAUAGGACCUGAAAAAAAUUCAGGCCCGUACGGGAUUUGAACCCAUGACCUCUGCGAUACCGGUGCAGCGCUCUACCAAUUGAGCUAACAAGCCAACUGGGAGCUGGUCAAUGAAUUGGGUCCAAAUAAACAUCCAAGUGAAUGAAGAUUUUAGAUAUGAAAAUUCACAUAUUUGCCCUACGGUGGAAGUUUUACCCUGGGGUGGGAGUUUUACCCUGUUAUACUCUCCCACAGAUGCAGCACCACAGUUUCUUCAGAAACCUACCCCCUUUAUUUGAAUUUUUUAAAGCCAAACUAAUAAUUCUAGCCAAUUAGAUCAAAUAACACAUGUGUGAUGAACCAUGAAAAGCUUACAAUAAACUCACAACCGGCACUAAGCGUCAAAAAUGCAAAUUAGAAAGUAGUUACAAUUUUUCUUCUUUUAAGUUUGUUUCUACCAGUCGAGAAAAUGUACAUGCAGUAGAGCAGCACAUUUCUGGAUUGCUUUUGACAAACAAUCAAAAGUUGUCGUCAAUGUGAAUUAGUUCUCUGUAAGGUACAUACAUGUAUCAUGUUAAAAUUAAACUUGGAAGUUUGACAUUCCAUGCAUGGUACAGUACAUUCUCAAGAGUCAUUGUUCAUCUGGCAGACAAGCAAACAUUCAUAAAAAUAGUAAGUAAAACAAAUUUAAAGUGUUUGUAUUGUUUCCUUUCUUUUGUACAGCUUGAAAAUUAUGGAAUGCCCUUCAGUCGAACAGAAAAGGGCCAGAUUUAUCAGCGUGCAUUUGGUGGUCAGAGCUAUAAUUUUGGUAAGGGAGGUCAGGCACACAGAUGUUGUGCUGUUGCUGACAGAACAGGUCACUCCUUGCUUCACACUUUGUAUGGCCAGGUAAGGAGAGUAUGUUUGAAGAAAAAAAUAUAUUUUAGGGGGUAAGGUUGGGUAGGGGUUUGUUUUAGGAGGUACAUGCAAGAACAAUUUAAACUUAGAUUUCAGUUUUGAGUUACAUUGAUAUUUUUUGUUUUUUCAUUUGUAAUUAUUUCUUCUUUAGUCCUUGAGAUAUGAAACAGAGUAUUUUGUGGAGUAUUUUGCACUGGAUCUCCUCAUGGACCAAGGAAAGUGUGUGGGAGUUAUUGCCUUGUGCCUCGAGGAUGGGUCACUUCACAGAUUUAAGGCAAAGAACACAGUGAUAGCAACUGGGUAUGUUAGUGAUUACUGUUAUAUACACAAUGGAUUUACCUUUUAACAAUAACUGUUGUUGACUGUAUCUUUAACCAUUUAACUCCCAAGAUCUGAUUUUUAACCCUCCCCUCUAGCUGCUACACAUUUCUUUGAAAAAUAUUUACAAGAAUUUGAUAUAAGAUCAAGAUAAUAACUUCUACUUGAUAAGUUUGAGAAUUCUCAUUACCAGUUUGUUGGAUAAUCUGUGGAUAUUAUUAGGAGAAGUUACCUGUUAAUCACUUCUGGAAGUUACAAGGUUAAAAGUAAACAUGCAGUCUUUCAAUGCUGUUUCUUUUCAUUUGCAAUACUGUUGUGCAUAUGCCUAAUGUAGUUCAUUUUAGGGAUAUUUGGCUAAUUCGUUGUUUGUUUCCUCUAGUGGGUAUGGCCGUGCCUAUUUCUCCUGUACGUCAGCACACACCUGUACUGGAGACGGAACAGCUAUGGUGGCAAGAGCAGGACUUCCUAACCAAGACAUGGAGUUUGUCCAGUUUCAUCCAACAGGUAUUUUUACAAGAAAAGUUCUUUUUACAAAAGAGGAUCUACAUUAUAACUUCCCAGUUUCUGCAGCAUGAUACAUGUUCUCCCUCCAGGAGUGAUUUUGAACCCCUAUAUUUUAGCCACUAAUUCAUCCCCAGCAUUUUAGAAUGUUUCCUGAAUAGUUUUUUUUCCUUCAUUGAUUUUAACUCCUCAGAGGAGAAAGACAAUUGAGAAUAAAGUACCCUGCCCAAAAACCUCUUAUAAUGACUAAGACAACCAUUUCACUGAAGUCUACAGCACCUAUUAUAGUUUAAUUAUGGUACCUUCCACUUGUUUCCAAUUAAAAUUUUUUUUGUGUUCUGGCCUAUUUUCCAAAAUUCUUAAAUUGGUAGCACCUUCAAAUUUUGUUUCAAAAAUUGUAAAUUGCUUAAUGCAACCUGGCCAAAAGUCCCCUGCAAAAUUUUGUGAAGAGCAUAUUGAUAUUGAGAAUGUGCUAUAUAAUUGCAUCACUACCUAAAAGACUAAAGAUUUAUUUGUUCAUUUUUGUGUAGGAAUUUAUGGCGCUGGUUGUCUGAUUACUGAGGGAAGCAGAGGAGAAGGAGGUUAUCUUAUCAACAGUGAGGUACUGAACUGUGUACUCUGUACUUGUUUUAGAAUCAUUUCUGAUCUAUCAGGCAUAAUUGAUCACAUUCUCUGGGCUUGAUUUAUUAUGGUGUCCUUUCUUUAGGGAGAAAGAUUUAUGGAGAGAUAUGCUCCUACAGCUAAAGACUUGGCAUCAAGAGAUGUCGUGUCCAGAUCAAUGACAAUUGAGAUCAGAGAAGGAAGGUGAGUACAUAAGCAAGUUUGUUUCUUUAUUGUAGUUAUUUUUUGGGUUAUGGGUGCAACUUAGCAGCCACAGGGGUAUAGAAAAUAAUUUGCAAUCGGAAGGUUAGCUUCCAAUUUUUUUUUUCAUUUUACACUGAAGAAGGAUUACUUUCUCUAGGUUAGUUUACAAAGUAUUUUAUGACUUCUGAUCAGCCCUGAGUUAAGCUUAUUGCCAGUUCUAAGGUUGUCUUAACUUACAUUUGAUUUUCUUUUCAGAGGGGUGGGGCCAGACAAAGAUCAUGUGUACCUUCAACUGUCCCAUCUUCCAGCUGAGACACUCAAGACACGGUUGCCUGGAAUAUCAGAGACAGCCAUGAUCUUUGCUGGAGUCGAUGUGACCAGGGACCCCAUCCCUGUUAUUCCCACAGUACAUUACAACAUGGGGGGUAUCCCCACAAAUUACAUGGGUCAGGUAGGUGUUGUGAUCCCUUUCCCCAAUCCCCUCUGUCCUCUCUUGGGUUUGCUACUCAUGAGAGAAACAUUGUCUUCUUCCCAAUGUCUUCUGCUGUGAGAUUGCAAGAACAUCUACAUGUAGUUUAAGUUCACUUAGCAAAAAUGGUCAUUCUUUUUCACCACUCAUUGCUCAAUAAUUGAAUUUUUACAAUCGCUAUUUCUGUGGUUUGCAACAACGUGGAAAUAUGUGCCCUAUGAGAAUUGUCUUUUCCUCUGAAGAAACUUGGUGAGGAUGAAAAGGGAAGUAAACAAAACAGAAGUGAAAUUUCCCAUUUGCUUUUGUGCCUCCAAUUUUUAAUGCUUAACCCAAUUGAGGCUCUGAUGGCACUCUCUAUUGUACUGUUUUGUUGUUUAUUGGGGAAAAAGUGCCAUGUCAAAUAAAACGGCCAAUGACAAGUUAGAAAGAAGUUUUUCAACAAUUUAAAGUUUUCUCCAUUUCCAGGUUUUGACGAAGAAGGAGGGCAAAGAUGAAGUCGUGCCAGGCCUCUGGGCGGCUGGAGAGUCUGCAUGUGCCUCGGUCCAUGGUGCAAACAGACUGGGUGCUAACUCCUUGUUGGAUCUGGUUGUGUUUGGACGAGCAUGUGCAAAUUUCAUUUCUAAGUUUAACAAGCCGGAUGAGACACUUCCCGAGCUUCCUUUGGUAAAGCAUUUUCCUUCUAUCUCUUACAGCGACAUAUUUUUCCUUGGUGGGCAGCUAUCUAUUCUCUUAAAGCUAACUCUCAAAAAUGGCAAUGGACAAUAAACCAUGUCCCUGCCAAAAUAUGUGAUAAGAUUUUCUCAUCUCAUCGACUGCUUUUGGUGUAAUUUAUUUGUGUUGUUUGGAGGAGUUAUAUUCUAAUCACUUCUUGGAUAUGAGAAUCUUCCAUGUGAAGUGUCUGUAAUUACAUGAGAGAAACAUGAAAUUUAAGUUGAGAAACAAAACUAUGGCUGCGGAUGAGCAAAUUGUGUUAAGAGCUUUAUGGGAAUUAUUUCAUAGGAAGUGUCUAUUAGUAGUAGAUAGAGACAAGAAAUGAGUUAUGUACACAUGAAUGAAAAUGGUUCCAUUGUGUUUUGAGUGGAGGAUAAUUAUAUAAAUUCUUUUUUGUUGAUUUAGAAUGCUGGAGAGGAGUCUGUUGCUAACUUGGACAAAAUUCGAUAUGCUAAUGGCAGUACUCCUACUGCAGAUUUGAGAAUGGACAUGCAAAAGGUAAAAGUUGCAUUUUGAGAACAGUGGGAGGAACAUUCUAUUUGCACAAUCUUUUUUCCUCUGGAACAGCACAAGUUUCAUGUCAAAUUAUGCACAGAAUCAGAAGUUGGUCUUUAACAUACGUACUAUUACAUUUGGGGAUAUUUCUAACUUUUUCGGUUUUGUUUUUGUUUUGAUUGUUUGCUUUCUUUUUUGGAGUCAUUUUUUUUUGGUACCUUUGACCCAUAUUAAACUUUCCAAAUGAAUGAAUAGAAUUGUGAAUGGUUAGAGAUCAAAGAAGAUUUGGCACUGAAUCAAACAAUAUUUCCUAGCUGAGUUUGUUGCUUUCUUGUUAUCAUCCUGCUUUAACCCUUUAACUUUCAGAUCAAAUUUGUAACUCUCCUUACUGUCAACCAUGCAAUUCUUAUAAUGUUAGUUCAGAGAAUUUAGUAUUGGAUCAACUAAUUAUCCUUAAAUUGAUAUUAUUUUUUUCUGUAUUCUCAUCACUUAUCUGGUUGAUGUUGUAUUGUUAUUGUACGGAGAAAUUCUGUGUUGGUUACUCAUUGGAGCUAAAAGGUUAACUGAUAUUGAGAGGGGAGAGCACUUAGUGGUGGCUCUUGGGAAGUGGAAACUCAGAAGCUAAACGACUUAUUAUUCUCAUGGUUCUUUCCAGACUAUGCAGGAACACGCAGCUGUAUUUAGGACUGGUACAGUCUUGGCUGAUGGCUGCCGAAAGAUUGAUGAUAUCUACAACCAGACAGAAGACCUCAAGGUACAAACACAAUUGGACUUUUGUUUUGCCCUAAAGCUUUUCACCAAUUGCCUAAUUCUGUCUCAUAUCGUGGUCAUUUAAAACUGCACUUUGCUUUUGAGAACCAGACUUGUGCUCAAGGUUUUUUUGAAGUAAUUUUUAAAAAUUUUUUAGACUGCCCCUCAACUCAAUGUUUUCUUGGGUAAUCUGUUACCAAUGUUUUAGAUUUUCAAACCAAAGGGUGGGCAGGAGUAUCAAGGUGGUAACUACAUGAUGUAAAUACCCCUCCCCCAUCCCCUCCCUCCCCCUCAUCCCUUUCACUUAAGGUUCUCACAGUGUGGGCCAUUGCAGUCACAAGUUUGCAGAGAAAUUUAACCUAUUUCUUGCACAGUUUAAGUUUUGCUCUUCCUCUCCUGUUAUCUAAUUUGUAGUUGUUUGAUCGUGGCAUGGUGUGGAACACAGAUUUGGUUGAAACACUCGAACUACAGAAUCUUCUCAUCAACUGCAAGCAGACUCUUUAUGGAGCGGAGGCUCGUAAGGAAAGUCGUGGUGCGCACGCUCGAGAGGAUUUCAAGGUAUUGUUCAGUUAAUAGUGAUUUUCAAGUGAUUGUCGAAAUGAAUGCGGGAUUGCGAUUAUUUUACUUUCCUUUCAUUGAUAGGAAGGAUGCCGAAUCUAUCAAUGAAUCUCUCUAUCAAUCAAUCAAUAGAAUCUAUCAAUCAAUCAAUAGAAUCUAUCAAUCAAUCUAGACAGUUCUGUCUAAUUGUGGGCAGCUAAGUUCCAUUUGCAUUGCUACCGCUUCAUUCAAUCCGUUCCAUUCCGAACUGGCAGAUUGUGUCUGAUUUUGAAUCAAUGGAUCCUUAUACAAGGAAAAAACGAAAUAAAUAGAGUUUAUGGUAAAGUUCACAAACUCGUUGAUGUUACUCGAUUGACAAAGUAUUAACUGAUUAAGGGCGGUUUUCAAUUGAGUGUUGUUAAACCAAAACCAAUGUAAUCACAGCAGCCAAUUGGAAGAAAGGGAAAUUCCUGUAAGAGCCGAGGAGAAAUCAAACAAAACCAUCCAAACUGCCUAAUGUGUGCAAGGAAUCAAGUCGUGAUUGGUGUUAGUUUUGUAACUGAUUGGUUGGGAGGGUGAUGCAAGUUUUCUGGACCAAUAACAGAACAAAAUAAAGCAAUCCCGAAUUACUUUCAACACUCAAUUAAAAAUUGGUUUAUCGACUCACUAAUGAUGGAACUAAGGGCUUAAAACUUGCUUGUCCUGUUGAUCUUUCUUUUUGAUCCUCUGUAGGAACGUAUCGAUGAGUAUGACUACUCCAAGCCACUGGAAGGUCAAACAAAGCGUCCGUUUGAUAGCCACUGGAGAAAACAUACCUUGGCCUGGACUGAACAUAAUACAGGAGAGGUAUGUCAACAUUCUUGUUCAAUUUUUCCCAAGGGGACCAUACAUAGUAUUUUGUUUCUUCUCCAUCUUCUCCCCUCCCUCUACCCUGCAGAAAGAUAAUGUUAGUGAGGAAAAAUUUGAGUGUAAUUUAUUGACCACAAAGGUUAGCUUUAGUCCUUGUGGGCUCUGUUCCUCUGUUUUGGAGCAAAGUUUUUGUUGUGGAGAUAAUUUUCUGUGUCUUUGAUUUUUUUAAUAUUGGGCAAACAAAAUUCAUUUUCCAAAGAGGUUUCCCCUUUCUCCCCUUUGAAGACUGAUUUUCUGUCCUGUUUGCCUUGUAGACAACCCUGGAUUAUCGAGGAGUUAUCGACGAAACUCUGGAUCAGAAAGACUGUGCCUCUGUCCCCCCAGCAGUUCGCUCUUACUAGAAGGCCAAAUACUGAUAGGAAUGAAUGAAAAUCUUUGCAGGGCUAACGGGGGGGAAGCACUGAUUUAACAGAACUAAUUUAAGUAUAUACUGUUCUCAAUUGAGAAUUUUUGAGUGUAAAAAGUUUAAAAAAGGAACAGGAUUUUAAAGCUAGUUUCAAAAAAACUUAAUUGGAAUUAUAUGUAUUUGUUGAUGAUUUUGUCUUAAGUAGCACAAGUGUUGUGUUUGUUACUGUUUCUUUUUUGCUUCAGAAAUUCGCCCUACUAUUUUUGAUCUGUUCGUUUAUUUGUUUUUCUGGCUUCAGUGAGAGAUUUUUUGUUGUUUGAUGCUCUGGUAAGAAUUUUCCGCCUAUUUAGUUUUGAGGAAAAGUUCUCCACUCAGGGUUGAUCCAAAAUUGUUAAAAUUGCAGUAUUUCUUAUUUAAAUGUUCAUCGAAAGAUAAGGAAAUUAACAAUAGCACUCAAAGAUUCGAGUGGUUUUUUUUAUAUUGUUAAGGCUUUUCAAUUAUGUAAAAACGGAACAUGCCAUGAAGAUAUUUCUCUCUUUUCAUUUGCUUAAAUUAAACUGAUUAAUGCAUGCCUGUGUCUGUUUGGAUGGGUUUGGUUUCAUUUACCGCAAAGAAAUAUUCAAUUCAUUUAAUUUAUUCGUCUCUAUUUUGUCCAGCCGUCGUAUGGACAAGCUCACGAUCGUUUAUUCGACUGGACAUGUUUAAGUUAGAUUUAGAGUGGACAGUAGAGGGGAGGGGAGAAGACUACUAAUUUAUGAUAGUAAACUGGUAUCCAUUCAAACUCCUGGGUGAAGGGAAAGAGAACAACGAAAUGACCCAGCUGGGGCUCAAACCCAGAUCUCUCGCACUAUAAGUCUCGACCAGAAAUAGUUACCUCUGCAAUUAACUAUUCGCUUAAAUAUUUUCAGCCUCGAUGACAGCUUGCGGUUCACUCCGCCUUCCAUUGCAUGAAAAUAUUAAGAGUAAUGUUACUCUCCUUGGAUGGCAUUCUAUUCCAUCGCGGCUAACACCCAGAGGGCUUUUUUUGAUAGCUCACUUGAAACCAAUUUCACCCACUUGGUGAAGAAAGUCACAGUGACCUUGAAGUGUCUGUCCUUACAAUACUUUAAAUUGACCCUGCCACGUUUGAAACGGCACAUUUUGAUCUGGAAUCCAGCAAGCUGACCAUCGCACCACAGCGGUACUUCUCAACCUACUGUUUAUUCAGUAAAAAUGAGAAACAGAAUGAAAUUUGACUUGAGUUUCACGUGGACUCUCCUCAUGGCAGACGCUCGUUCCCAGUGGUCUUUCAGGGGUAAAGAAACGAACGAGACACCACCCUGUCACUCGCUCUGUCCCGAUAAUCACCCGACUCAGAAACUCGUUACUAGUGCUCCUCGGGCGUACUUCCUGCCUGUAGAAUUUAGUUUAGCCUACGUGCAGCCGCACCCUCCCCCACAGAGGUGAAACGGAGGCGAGGGAGCUCCCUCGCCUUCGUUUCACCGCUGGGGGGGAGGGUGCGGAUACGGGUAGAUUACCUUAACUCAUCAUGUCUCAGUUUUCGAACUGUGACGAAUGGUCGUCGUCAUGAAAAGACAGUUAUAUUUGUGAUCGCCAUUUGUGAUGUCUUCCAUUUGGACCGUUUUGAUGGCGAAAACGUAGUAUAACAGGAGAAACUUAUGUGAAAUGGGAAAUGGCAUCGAAUAACCCAGGUUUUUUUGGUUUUAUUGUGUGAAAUAGACGGCCAUUUUGGAUUCAUUAUUUCUUUUUUUGUAACUUACGUUUAUGUUUACAGCUAAUCGUGUCGGUGGAGAUUUCGCCCCUCCGAAAAGACCUAACUUUGGAACAGUGGGAAGACCGAUCGCUCUCAGGACAAAUUUUUUUCAAGUUCGCCUUCCUAAAGGAGACAUACACCAUUACGAUCUUAGUAUAUCCCCCGAUAAGUGUCCAAGGCGCGUGAACCGAGAUGUUGUCGAGGCGAUGGUUAACACAUAUCACAAAGUUUUUGGAGGACAAAGGCCUGUUUUCGAUGGAAGAAAAAACCUCUAUAGCAGUAAAGCUUUGCCGAUCGGACGAAAACCAGUAAGUGUGAACUGUAGAAACAUGCAACUAUUUUGCCAUGCAUGUGAUCGUAAGAUCUAAAUUUAUAUUGUUUUCAAUCAUCUUUACCUUGUCUUCUUGCAUUGUCUAGGGAAAGUGCUAAUUGAUACCUCUCCUCUUCGAUGGAACUUAUUUUUCCAGGUUAAAAUUCUUUGUCCGAUGUCGUGAUUUUAAAUUUAACCUUUACAAUUUUGCGACACUUUAGUGAAUGCGAGUCGUUCAACUAAUUUGAUUGUAGAUCUACAUGCGGCCCAAGCUCCAGUUGUGUGAUGAUCAUCUUGCGAAAUAAGAGUCAUGGCGAAUACAAGAUUUUUUGUGGGAAUAUUUGCGACCGCUCUAAGGAAUAAAAUAAACAGUCCCCCCCAAAUUCUCCAAAAAAAUACUGCACCUACUUUCACAGUGCAUCGCCUUUUAUCUGAUCACUUACUAUGUUGAAAAGAACCCAUUCUGGCGAGUUAUCCAUUUCUAGGUUACUACAUACAUAAGUGAAGCCCAAGGCUGCACACUCCAUUUCCGAACACCCAAUCCGAGAAGCAAAUAAUCCAAGCUCAAAAUUACCAGAUGGCCACAAAUCCAAUGAAGAAUCCAAACACAUAUACUCUGGUUUUGGUUUCCCCGUGAAACCAACACUAAGCUGCAGUUUGGUUAAAAAUUUUCCAGUUUAGACAUUUCUAACAGCCCCCAUACACAUUCACCCUGACAAACAACCAUUCAAAACCAGCUCAGUAACCCUGCCAACUUGGCACCUGUGGUUCUAAAACAGUUUUUUCAUUCCAUUAAUAAUUGCAAUAAGUGAAGUAGUUCUUUAAGAAAUAGCCCCUGCACUAAUCGUAAGUAGAGAACCUAGCCCCUGUUGUGGUGGUCAGGCCUGUGUUUGGAAGUUAGGGGCAUCUGCAAAGAUUUCCUUCAGUAAAUUAUUAAUGGUUUUAUGGAGUCUUGCCGAAGUCCUCUAGAAAGCAUUGUAAAGUGGAAUAAGCUGCUGCUUAUAGAAAUCCUUCAGUAGUAGUAGUAUUUUCAUUACUAAAAUGAUGAAUUUAGGGAGUGUUGCUCUGCCUCAACUUUUUUAAUUUAAGAUACUGAAAAUUUCAGAUUGAUUUUGAAGUAACACUUCCAACUGAGAACAGUAAAGACAAGGUAUUUAAGGUAAGAAAAGGAAUUCAUGUGAGAGUAGCUUUGAAAUUUUGCUUAGCAACAACUUCUUUCACCUUGCUUUACAUCAUAAUCACAACUUUACAGUACUAUUAAAAAUCACACUUUAUUAUAUUCAUUUUUCCCACCAGGUGUCAUAAAAAUUUAUUUGUCAAACAAUUAGUUACAUAGCUAUUAGAAAAUAACAGAUUUUUGUACAGGUUAUACUGGCAUUCAGCAGCCAAUCCUCUGGUACUCCUCUUUUUGUGUAGGUUUCUGCUAUCGUAGAGAGAAAUGUCUGGUUAAACUCUUUUUCUCCCAGAAGUGACCAACAAUUUGUUUCUCUUUAAAAGAUCUAUACAUUGUCAAGCAAACCAAUAGUGAGAAUAAAGGAAAAUAUUAAAUAAGAGAUAUUGUUCUCAAGUGAGAUUAUUUACAAAAUUCUCAGAAGUACAUGUAACAGUGAGUUUAGGUUUAAAAAGCUUACACUGUAUUUUAACCUUUUAAGUCCCAUUAGUGACCUAGACAUAAUUUCUAUUUACAUUAUCAGUACGAUAUCAAGCAGACAUGUAAUGAGAAUAAAGAAAAAUAUCACAUUCAAAAGCUACAAAUCACUGACAUCUCUGAAUGCACUUAUUAUCUUUGCUACUUAUAUAUUUCUAGCAUGGUAAUUUAUGCCUGGAUACUUCCAACAGUAUUUUGUUAAAGUACAUUUUCUUUAUAAGAAAUAAUGAUUGUGAGAUUUUGGUAGUUGAGGAUUUACAGUUGUCAUACAAGAAGCUAAGAAUGUAGAGGAGUUGCACAUGUUAAAGGUGCCUGUCAGCAGUGAAACAGUUUUGUGUACUGUACACAGGUUCAAGAUUUGGUCUUAUAUUGUAGACACAAAUGGCUCCCUUCUAUUCUACCACGCUACAGUAUGUUGUGAUUUUGAUUUAGGUGACUGUUAAAUGGGUAGCACAAGUCAGCUUAUUUGCACUGGAACAAGCAUUAGAAGGAAAACACAAUCAAAUCCCUUUUGAGACCAUCCAGGCUCUUGAUGUGGUGUUAAGACAUUUGCCAUCUAUGAAGUAUAUACCUGUUGGAAGAUCUUUCUUCUCGCAGCCAGAAGGCUAUUACCAUCCCCUGGAGAGUGGGCGUGAAGUUUGGUUUGGCUUUCAUCAGAGUGUCCGACCAUCACAGUGGAAGAUGAUGCUGAACAUUUAUGGUUAGUGUAAAAAUGACUACUUUAUAUCACUAUAGAAUUGUUUAAGUGUGUCAUAUACAUACUGCUGAUGUAGGACUGUAUCUUGAAAUCAAGGGAGAAUUAUGCAAGGAAAUUAUACAGACAAAUUUAGGACAUGAAAAUCAUGUGUCUAUAACACAUGCUGUGUUCUCUACAAUUCUUAGGGUGAUGGCUAAGGAGAAUUAUUUUGUUCAACAAUCAAGAGCUUCUUUAGUUGGUUAUCAUGUCCUUUAUUCUUGGGACCUUAGUGUGUAAUUCAGGGGUGAUAUUGUAAGGAGAAAUUAGAUGCUGGUCACUCUAAGGAGUCAAAGGGUUGAAGGGUAACAUAAGCGGUAGCCUCCACUAACAGUAGAGUAUAAAUGUACCCAAAGAUUUGUCUGAAGUUUUUGUUUAUCAAGAUAGAUAGUUACCGGUCACUAAAACUCUGACGAUGUUACUGAGAAAUUUUAUCUUUUGACUUGAUCAUAGUUUCAGCCACAGCAUUCUAUAAAUGCCAGCCAGUUGUAGAGUUCAUGUGUGAAGUCCUUCGCAGACAAGAACAGGAUCUUCAAAAGACAAAACCAUUGUCUGAUGCAGAAAGACUGAAAUUCACCCGAGAGAUAAAAGGUAUGGAGCCACGUAUUGUGUGCAUAUGCGAGGAUGAUAGAUACGUGUAGACUGGGAAAAAUAAUUGAAGAAGAGUUUCACUGUGCAAUCAUGCUCUUUUUUUGUUUUAUUAAUAUUAUUGAAAGUAAUUUGGAAAAAUAUAGCUUAUCUGCAUGGUUGACAUUGACAGAUAUUUAGCAGAUUUUGUUGUAAUUGUUGUUUUUACUGUUAUUAUGCUACAAUGAAGAAAAUGCUUUUUUAAAUGUGCUUUUAAAUAUGGUUACAUUAUAGGUUCCAAAUUUUAAAGGUAAAUGUACUUGUAGCUCAACUAGGUUUUUUUUAUUAGUUCAAUCCAGUAUAUUCUAACCGCAAUCCCUAAGUAUUAUCUCUUGAUAAUACUGGAAUGCCAACCUGUCCGGACAAUUUUUUAAAAUGUCUAGACACGUUUUAAUUCAUCAUGUUGUUUCUUGGAUGUUACAAAUUGGUUAACUUUAUACUUGUUUGAUUGCUCUUGCACAUGUGGGACAGAGGUUUCCAUUUUUUUUACCACAUUUUGACGUCAUCUGUGAUCUAUUACUGAACAGACGCACGGCAACUUGGAAUCUAUUUGUUAAAUAGAUAUAUAUAUAUAUUGAUUUUUCAUUACCAGGUCUGAAGGUAGAGAUUACACACUGUGGAUCAAUGAAGAGAAAAUAUCGUGUCAUCAAUGUAACAAAAUUACCGGCACAAACUUUGAAGUUCCCUCUAAAACAAAUGGAAACAGGUCAGCCCUGUGAGAUCACAGUGGCCAGAUAUUUUCAGGAAAAACACAAGAGAAGGCUUCAGUGAGUAAAGCAGUAAUUUUUCACCUAUUUUACUUCAGUAGAUUCCAUUAUUGUGACUCAUAGCUUUUUAUGGUUUAAUAUUCGACUAUUAUUUCAUUUUCUAGUGUUUUAACGUCCAGUUUUCGAAAUACUUCCUACGUCGUCGUUUGAGAAUUGCAUCCGUGUGCGAAAACGGAAACAGGCGAAACGAAACAAUUAAAGUGCUAUUUAUCACCAACACUAAGAAUUCGAAUGGCAUUAAAUUUUCGUUCAGGGCGUUUACCGUAAGCAUUUGCCCUGUUCUACAAUAUAAUACCGUGGCACAUGUUGCGCGUUCCGUUGUCCUCAUAUGGUUAAGUGACGUGACGGCGUAAUUAUAUCAGUUCUUAUUGCAUGAAUAAACAUACAUUCUCUAGUUGGAGAGAGGCACUGUACGACUUAAGUGUCUCUCCAAAGAACACGUCAUUAUUACCCGGCUAGGUCUCAACCCAGACUUUUUGAUAAAUAUUCUAGCUUACCAAACUUUGUGUCACUUAUCGUCCCAUCUGCAAAGGUACGUGUACGUUCCUUUAUUUAAUCCUCGUUUUAUUUCUUUGUUCGUGUGUUCGUGUAGAUACCCUCAUCUGCCUUGCCUUCAAGUCGGGCAAGAACAGAAACACACCUACCUUCCCAUCGAAGUGUGUAACCUUGUGGCAGGUCAGCGCUGCAUCAAGAAGUUGACUGAUAAACAAACGUCUAUGAUGAUAAGAACAACAGCAAAGAGUGCUCCGCAGAGAGAACAAGAGAUCUUAAAUCUGGUGAGGAAUACCACGGAUUGACAUUCAUAUCUGAUUAGUGAAUUUUUCUGAUUUUUUCAGAAUAGCCUUUUCCCCAAUGCGAGUCAUGUGAUGUUGUUAAUCAAUAUGUACGUAUGCUCGUUGUGCAAAGUAGAUGACAGAAUUAUAUGGAGCGUAAUAAAAUAUUACAGGAGAAGGCGGAAGCACUUCACCUUCCUUCUGAAAAUUUAACGCUUUCGGAAUUGCGUUCUGCAUGCUUUGUUUACACUGAAAAACGCUGUUGCAGGCCAUACUGAAAGAAAACAAGUAUAUUACCGUUACAAGGGUUAGACCCCAGCUUUCUAGGUUUGUAUUCCAGCAUUUCUAUUCAGUGAAGCUUCUUAUAGACAAUGACAUGUUUUUAAUUUCCGCUCACGUACGACUUUAGGUCAGGAAAGCUGACUUCAACAAUGACCAAUAUGUCAACGAUUUUGGAAUCUCAAUUAACGACAAAAUGGUGGACCUUCAAGGGCGGGUGCUUCAGGCCCCAAAGCUUCAGUACGGUGGGAAGGUAAUUGUAUUCGAGUGAUUAUUUUUUUUGGGGGGGUUAAAUCCGGUUUGGAGAUGUUGAAAUGCUUUUAAAAAGCUUUCGCCCUCGAGUAAAGAAAAUAACCAAAUGGGUGAAAGUGAUCGAGGAUGGAAAAGAAUGGAGAAGAAUUAAAAAGAUCCAGGGUGAAGUCUGAACUCGAGCCAAGGGGCCCAUUCAGCUGGAACUUAUCCCGGUUCCUAUAACAUAAAGCGACCAGGAGUAGUGCUACUACCCCUAGCAUUUCAUCAGGCUUUCCUGACAAUUCGCCGGUGUCCAUUUAUACUCCUGGGUAAAGAGAGACGUUGUGAAAGUAAAAAUUAUUUAUCCCAAGAAUACAGCACAUUGACCCAGCCACCAGGUCACCGCGCUCCCACACGUGGAGGAAUUGCAAAAAGUUAGGAUAGAUUUCUUUUUCAAUGAGACGGAGGUUUGAAGUAUGUUAAUAUUUGUUGGUUAAGAAUAUAUGAAAGUCAUAUAUUUGAACUGCGGAUAAAGACGUGAAUGAAAGUGAUCCUCGCAGUAAUGUGCACUACUUAGGCAGCUCCCAGUUGGCUUGUUAGCUCAGUUGGUAGAGCGCUGCACCGGUAUCGCAGAGGUCAUGGGUUCAAAUCCCGUACAGGCCUGAAUUUUUUUCAGGCCUCAUUUUCACUACUGCCUAAGUAGUGCACAUUACUGCGAAGAUCACUUUCAUUCACGUCAAUAUUUGUUGUUGCAUAGUAUUUUUCAAGCGUCCUUUACAGAACUUUCAUUGCCAAACCUCUGAUUGCAUAUCACUUUUUUUUGUUAUAUGUCUAAUUUAAUAUUAAUUUUUUCUUAGGACAAACUGAAAAUUUCCCCGAAACAAGGUAUAGUGAACAGUUUUGUGAAAAAUCACUAAAUGAUAGUAAAAAUGACGAAACAAUUCAAAUGCUAUACCCAGUGAAGUGAGGUAUAUUCAGAAGAAUUUUUAGUUCAUUCUCCAGUCACCAACUACGUCCGUUGCCAUUAAAUAAUGAAACAGGAUUGUCUAACCCUCUUGAUGUAGGAAGUGAGCGCUUUACUUCGACAUAAGGACGAUUUUACACAGAACAAUGACAGCAGAGGCGCUAGAAAGAAACAAAACAGUUAUUCGCGACUCGAUUUUUACAUGAUGGCGAAAAUAAUCUCGGCCAGAGUUUUGUGUUACCUUCCGUAGCCAAAGACUGAGAUGAAUGACACAGAACGAAGCCUUGAUAAUUCUCAUUGUCAUGAAGAAAAUUACUCCACUCGCUGGUUAUAAAACUAUCGUCGUCUCCAUAUAUUUUUAUGCUGUUUUUGCACCGUCCAACUUUCAUUUUCAUGCUUUGCUUUCCAGGAGCAUGGGAUAUGAGGGGGAAGCAGCUAUUUCACGGCAUUGAGAUAAAAGUCUGGGCCAUCGCUUGCUUUGUCGACCCACGGGAAGUCAACGACAGAGUAUUGAAGAGCUUCGCCCAUCAGCUGAUGAAGAUUAGUGGCGAGACUGGGAUGCCAAUCAAAUCUGAACCAUGCUUCUGUAAAUACGCUAAAAGAGCGGAGGAUGUGAGUAGCUCAACUUCAAAAUUCUCCUUAACAUCGUGAUAGGUUUACUUACGUUUGACUUAUGUAGUUAAGUUAAAAAAUCAUUUAUUGAGCAGUUCUCUGUGUAUCGUUUCAAAAUAAAUUUCAUUACUCUCAGGUAAAAACACACUCGAGGUGUUCCAAUUGUCUUCAUCUGUCUUCGAAACCGAGGAGACCUCUAGGAAAGGAAACUAUUUUCAAAUGCAAACUACCAGGAAUGAAAAUUUCCCAUCUCCUACAUGCAAAACAACUGGGAAAGACAUUUGCAUAGAAACUUGUAUAGAUAAACACGACCCUCAUUCUUCGUUUUACAAAACUAUAUUCUAGUUUUCACCUUACGUGAAUUAUGUGUGAAGUGCAAGAGAUGGAAGAGAUUUGCCGUUUUGUUUUUUCUUGUCAGGUUGAGCCCAUGUUUAAACAUUUGAAAUCUACCUUUGCCAAUCUUCAGCUCAUUAUUCUUGUGUUGCCUGGGAAAACGCCCGUAUAUGGUGAGUUAAAGAAAAAAAGGAAGGAGAGGCGACAAAUUCACAGUGCGAGUAUCUUUCAAUACUGUCUGAAUGGCCGGCUGACAGACUGACCGGCUUACUGACUGUCUGACUAACUGACAGACUGACUGACUCACUGACUCACUGAUUGAAUGUUUUGACUUUGAUCCUUUAUAGAUUGUAUAUUCUCAAUGUUGUAUUGUUCACAUUUCUCUUAUAGCUGAAGUCAAACGAGUCGGUGAUACAAUGCUGGGAAUCGCUACUCAGUGUGUGCAAGCUAAGAACGUCACCAAGUUCCAGGCCCAAACACUGUCAAAUCUGUGCCUAAAGAUAAAUGCCAAGCUCGGAGGAAUAAACAAUAUUUUGGCCCCAGAUGUUCGGUAAGAUUGAUGUACUUAGUGGUACUUACAGGGGCAGGGAAGGGGGGAGGGAUGGGGAUAUGCCAGGCUUGGAACGGGUGGGAGAAGUUUGGGUUAUUGAGAGAAAUCUGCGAGAAAACGAUUUUUUUGCACGUCUGUUAUUCUUUACUAGUUCAUGUAUGCAUAUGCUCGGCAAAUUACGUCCAGUUAUCUUGGAAUUUUCCUAUUCUUUUGUCGUGUCACGAUUAGAUUUACCAGAUCCCUCAGACGGCUCUGUAAUAUUCUUAUAUUUCCUCACUCGUUGGAUGUCAAUUUUCUAUAGUCCCUCGUUUAUACUUUGUUGAUGACGACUGAUCCCCCACUCCGUUCCCCCUCAAAAUCCUCGUACCCUCCCUUUCCCUUGGGUGAUAAAUUACGACUGGUUCUUAAAAAUUUGAAUCCAUGUUUACAGACUUCCUGUGUUUCGUGAACCUGUGAUAUUUCUUGGAGCUGAUGUAACUCACCCUGCAGCUGGGGAUGAAAAACGACCAUCAAUUGCUGCUGUAAGUUGAGCGUUGUUUUAUUCGGUAUCUCUCCUGUUCUUUUUGUUUCGUAGUUUUUGUUGUUCUUGUUAUUUUUACGUGUCCUUUUUUCCCUCCAAUAUUGUCACAGUGAAGCCCGUGGAAUUUGUUGCAAGAACUUUCCCCAUUUGUAUAAAUGCACUCAGCGAUAUGAAUUUACUUUGACUUGAAAACCAAUAAAUUAUAAAUGAAAAACCUAAAGAUAACUUUUUGUGUUUGUCGGCAGUAUGGAUGCUCAUCCCAGCCGGUACUGUGCUUCAGUUCGAGUUCAGACACAUCGACAGGUACGAUAGUCGCGCGAGAAUGCAGUCGAAGUCGCACUCCAUGAGCUUUUGAAGAAAACAUUUUGUUAUUCCUACCCUCACGUGAUCUUAGACUCCGCUCAAUUAUUUAUUUUACAGGAAAUCAUUGCCGAAUUAGCGGCCAUGGUCCGCGAGCUAUUGAUUCAGUUUUACCGUUCGACGAGACAAAAGCCAGUCAGGAUCAUUUUCUACCGUGAUGGAGUCAGAGAAGGCCAGUUUAGACAGGUGAGGUAGUGAUUGUAGUUACAGGGGUUCAUGGGUGAAUAUUAUUUGCUGCCUAUUCCUGCCGAAUAUUUUUCCGUUUUAAGUUGUUUAAACUGAAGAGUAUUGCUGCUCCUUUUUUAUUCUAGAUAAGAUAGUAAUACUUUGAAACUUGUGUCAAAAACAUUUCAUACAAUAACACAUGCAGAAAGACCAGUCAGUGUUCAAUUGUGUACGAAGUUCUUCGCGAACUUUUAGAACUAAAACUGUUAUGACGCUAAAUUUGUCAGUAGGUGUUGUGUCACGAACUAAAAGCCAUCCGUGAGGCUUGUAUCGAGCUUGAAGUUGGGUACCAGCCGGGCAUCACUUUCAUUGUUGUGCAGAAAAGACAUCACACCAGAUUUUUCUGUCAGGAUAAAGAGAACAUGGUAUGGCUUAUGAAACUGGCUCGCCAUGUUUUACCUCUUUUUCAAUAUCUUACAGUAAAUUUUAGACGAAAAUGUCUCGAGAGCGUAUUUAUCUUCUUAGGUACAAAAAUAUAAUUUUGGGGAGGAAAGUAGUGGAAAACACAACGUUUUCCUGGAGGUUUAGUUAGAACACUAGCGCUAGUUUCCCCCGCCUGCAGGCCUUGACUCAUCAAUUUGCUGUAAACAAACCACUCGUGUGGCUAUGCGAGCGGGAAUGCGCAAAUUUUUAUUUCGCUCAACUCAAGAGAAAGGGAGGAAAGUGUUUCUUAAUCCCUUUCAGCCUAAUACCAGUCUUCAUAUUCUCCGUUCUGCUCUCUUUACAUUUCCUAAGGUAAUGAAAAGGGGAAUUUUUCCAAAAAUUAAGAGCUUCUUCAGCUAAUGAUCAAUUCCCUUAUUCUCUUCAGGGAUGAUAUUGUAAGGAGAAAUUAGAUGCUUGCCACUCUUUGGGGUCAAAGUGUUGAAAGGGAAAAAACGGAUCAUCAAUGCGUCCUUACUCCUAUUGCUGAAUUUGGCGGAUUCCGCUUCAUUUAGGUUUUCACACAUUUAAUUUGUUUGUUGUGGUUGGUUUUAGUGUGGAAUUAGUCAAAACGUUCCCCCCGGAACCACAGUUGAUGUUGGUAUAACUCACCCCACUGAGUUUGACUUUUAUCUCUGCAGUCACGCUGGAAUUCAGGUAAGGCUUUGUCACUCUCUAAUUCUCAGGGCUGAGUAACAUAAAACCUCUCCCCAGAUUUUUGUUAAACAUAAAGGAAACAGUUGGUGAGAAUACUUACACAUUGUAUCAGUUGGUCCUGAUGUGAACUUGAUGGAACACUAGAUUCUCUUGGCAAAUUUACAAUGGAGUUUGAAUCAGCUGGUAGGGAGAAUCAACAAUCACAUCUUGGGAAUUUACUACGUACCUAGAUGCCUCGCGGAAAUCGAGGAUUUAUUGGUGUCUGGGAGGACCUAAUUAUUUUAAAAUGGGAUCAGAAGAAGAAUUUAAAUUCCGAUCGUUCUUCGAGAGUUUUCUGACCUCUCUUCCCUUUAGCGGGGGGAUUUCUAAGCUCCUUAGCACGCCCAACUCAUGCCAUUUGUAUUUCGUGGCCUUUCUUAUCAAAAGCAAAAGUCUAGAUACAACACUGGGUUACGCAGCUGCCCAACUUAAUGCUGCUUUCCGUUGCAUGAAGUGAUCCGUAGUGUCACCAUCCCCUGGCUUGUUUGGUUGUGUUUAGAACAAAGACAAGACGCUAAUGAACCCGCCCAUUCCUCUUGCAGGGCACCAGCCGACCUUCGCAUUAUCACGUCCUGUGGGACGACAAUAAUUUCAAAGCAGACGAGAUCCAGGCCCUCACAUAUCAGUUGUGUCAUACUUACGUCAGGUGCACACGAGCAGUAUCUAUACCAGCCCCCGCGUAUUAUGCGCAUUUGGUGGCAUUCAGAGCGCGAUUUCAUUUGAUAGAAAGAGAACGGGAAAGGUGAGAUAUUGUGCACGGUAGACGAGGAGUGUCCCCAGUCAUGAAAGAUGGUGAAAUUCCACAUAACCUAAUAAACUUUACUGGCCAAGGCAUAAAUAUGAAUGAUGAUUGGAAAUUUGGGAAUUUUUUUUAACCAUAAAAGUGAGAUCAGAAAAUAUUACCACAUUCCCGGGCAGGGAAAUUGAACCUGGUGGAAUUUGACUCAUUGACUUCCGGAUAAGAGCUGCAGAAGCUUUGCGAGCAAAAAGUUUUAGUUCCUGGAGAGACCCAUGAAAUCUGAAAUCGUAGGGCAGGGGAUACAGGGGGAGUUAUCUACGGUUUAGGGGAUAGGCGGAGGAGGGGGGACGAGGCCCAAGGGACGGGUAAAUUAAGGGCUUGAUUGUUGAAGGAUGAUUGAGGUCCUUUUGGUAGAGGGGGUUUGAAAUCCAAGGGGUAGGGAUAUUUGAGAGCCGAGGGGUAAAGGGCUCCAAGCUUAGCUAGCUGGAGGAAGGUGAGUUUAAAUUCUAAUUCUUUCUGUUACACCUGAUAUUAGUGAAACUAUUUUUGCAAUUUUUUCCAUUCAGCCCUGAGAAUGGUUCGUCUUGCAGCGGUGGUCAUGGAGAGGACAGAAGCCCGCAGAUUUUGGCAAAAGCUGUCCAAGUUCACCCUGAGAUGUUAAAAGGAAUGUACUUCGCUUGAAGACACUUUGUAAAGAGUAACGUAAUUAGUUACCGACUAAUGUAAUACUUAUAAGAAAACACAGGAUAUUUAUCUUUUGUCUUACAAAAGUCAACCAUUUCUUAAGAGAUACUUUCAGCACGAGGAGAUAAAAUUCGUAUCCCCAAGCGGCCAUGUAAUGUUCUGUUUAUUUUAUAGAUGCUGAUGAAAUUCCUACGUAAUUUCAAAAGAACCGGCCGCGUGCCUGAACGGGAAACUCUCUUGUAAUUGGCUAAUCAUGUUAGUAACCAUGGCGACAUCAAUAUCCUCGCACGUGAAAAAUAAAAAUAGUAUCUUCACUGCGCGCGAUGAAGAUAUGAUUUUUUAGUAAAAGGAAAAAUCCUGGUAUUUCAUCAGUAUCUAUGUAAUAAACACCUUUAUCACGCAGCGCCAUCUUGGAUUGCGUGGCGCACCGAAUCGAGGCUGGACGUGCAUAAGAUAUAGGCGUGAGUUACGUUACAGUGUUUUUAGUUAAGUUUACAAGCAAGCAUGGCCCACGAUCUUAAACGAAAUCCAAAAAAACACACGAAAUAUCGCCGUCGAUUUCACAAAGUAAUACCGAAGAAACCUCGAUGCCAUUUCCGAUCUCACAUAAGUUUCUCCUGUUAUGCUACACUGAGGCCGUCAAAACCGUUCAGAAAACGUCACCAAUGUAACUUUUUCAUGACGAAGAUCGCUGAUCGAGUUCUUAAGCGUUCACAAAACAGAAAACAGUGCCUUAGAUUCGAUUUAUUCUGUGCCCACUCUGAUUGCGUUGCAUCGUGAUAGCGUUAUUUUCAAUAUGGAGAUGAAAAUGGUAGAAAUCGGCAGAUUUUGACCGAACAUUCCGUAAAAGCUGAUCGAACAUUCGAAACAUGAAACCAUACACCUUUAUGCAGCGCGACUAAAGACAGGAAUGGCUCCGACCUGUAAUUGGACGAUAAAAAUACUAACUGUUAAUAGAUUAUGUCUUAACUACUUGCUCGUGAGUAUUGUUUGUAAAUCGUUUGAUAAAAUCUGAAAUAAAGUAGAUCUCAAGGAUUAAAUGACAGAGUCAGGAAACUAAAAAAUAAAAACAUAUUAAACUAUAAAAGGAUUCAAACUCUUUUGGUUUCCGAGAAAAAAAUUGCUCUAAGACCUUUGUAAAGCUUAGUACUGAUGUCAUUUGUCGUAUAGUGAUAGGUAAACUGUUUCAUAGUUGACAUGUGGUAACAUUGAAAGUUUUACCGCCAUCUAAUUUACGUUUAAAGUUAUAGUUUGCAUAUCUAGUGUUGCGAGAGUGAAGAUCACUAAUACGUAUUAAAAGGCGAGUAAUAUAUGCAGGCAUUUCUCCUCAUGGUCUCUCAAAUACAAUUAGAUAUAUGGAAAUUUUAGCCUCUUCGUAUAAAGAUAACCAACUUAAAUCAUCAAAUAAUCUGACAGAAGAAGCCUUAGAGCUAGCAUCCAUAAUAAAUCUAGCUACAUGACUUUCUUGUCUUAGUUUUCAUCGGCGCUGAUCAAAAAUUCAAGACAUAAAAAAGUGCAAACCCACGCUAUUCUUUAAUUUUUUAUCUCUGACUUCAAUUCACAGAACAUUUCUUAAUCAUGGUAAACACGAGAUUGACAACAAAUAACACUGAAUAAUACAGUAGGUAAGCUUUGUGGUAUUUCAUUUUGAUAAACUUCAACAUGAAGCAAGUUUAAUAUACUGAUGAAUUGAUUCACAAUAAAACUAACAGCAUCCCAUUCGUAGAUUUUUCAUAUAGUGUUAAAGAAAUGUAUCAAAGAAAAGCCCUUACGUCGUUUAAAGCCUUGCUCAAUAAAGCGAACUGAACCCCGAAUUCUUGGAUCGCUUCUAACGAUCGUGUUUCCUUUCGGAAAUCCAGAAUAAAUGUAGCGGUAAAUUUUCACAAAUACGUGGAAUGAAACAAAGAAACGGGCCUGGUUAUCCUGGAAAUGAGUUCUGAAAUCAUUACAAACAGCAUUAUCUCGUUUAUAAGUGCAUCAUUUACGCAAAUCGCCCGAAAUUACGUCCUGAACUUGUUGGGGAGAAUAGCAACCCUUACACCGGAAGUCGAAAUAGAGUCGUGUCCAGAUUAUCCACGCGCUUUCCCGUUCUGAAAUGACGUUCCCAUCCUCUUGCUAAAUCACUCAAUUUGCAGAAACGAAAAUCCUCAACGAGAAAACUAAUUGGAAAGUUCGAUUUUUGAAGGUUUUCACACUCAGUUAGAUUGCAAGCUUACUUACGGUAUUAAAAAUCAAACACAGCUAACACUCGUGUAGCAUUUAUAGUUUCGUGUUCAAAAAUAAAACACAACAAAACAGGAAUGAUGAAAAAUAUAGCCAAACUGGCAUAACAGUGGAAAUUCAUAGUAAUCAUGACGGUGUCAGAGCGACGGCGAUCUUGCUGAGGUCCUACGCGGCUAGCUCAUCAUGGCUUUAUUAUAAAACAAACAGAGAAGCCUUGACUGUGCUCUGUUCUCUUGUAAAGCACUUAGGAAGCGGCUAAGUGGAGAGAAAUACUCGAAUACGUUUCGUGUUUCUCCCUACUCUUCUUUCGUGCUCUAACCGUUUCCCGUGUGCUUUACAACAGAACAGAACAGAACACAACCAAGGCUUCUCUAUUUGUUAAAUGGAAUUUUCAUUAUAUGGUUCCAGGGUGCUAAAGUUUGGAAUGAUAUAAGUGGUGACAUAAAGUUUCUCUCUCUCGAAUGUUUUAAUACGAAGUUUAAGUCAAUUCUUAUUGCUAAAUAUCAAUUGUAGAUAUGCCAAGAGUAUAUUUUUUGUGGCUUUCCAUUGUUAAAUACUGACAUAGUUAGCUUUCAUUUGUUUUCUUUCCUGUGGUCACACAACUUUUUAAAAAUAUACUCACCUGUAGAGAGUCGUCCACUAAAAAAGCAACUCAGUAGUUAGGCAUAUUAAAAGUAUAUUUUUGUAGAGGUAAAUGAAUCGUACGUCAUAUAUUAGUCAGCAUAUGCAUUUUAUUAGCUUAAUCAGUUCAUGAAAAUGGAAGUAGCUGUAAGAAAAUGUACAAAAACAAAAUCAAACGAAUUAAAAGAAGUGUGCAAA